UACUUAACGCGGAAUUGCAUACCUUCCUUCACGGCUCAGGAGCCCUAAUUUCCCCAACUUCCAUCAAAUUUCAGGCUCCAAUUUCAGCAUUCGACAUCUGUUCAAUUCGAAAUUCGUAAGUUAGGGUUUUGAUUGGGGGCGAAAUGGCGAUGCUGUUGGAGGAUAUUUUGAAGUCGGUGGAGCUCUGGUUGAAGCUCAUCAAGAAGCCCCAGCCCUACGUGGACCCUCAUCUCGACCCGGUUCUGCUGGUUCCUGGUAUCGCCGGUUCGGUCUUGAACGCUGUCGAUGAAGAGAGUGGUGCGGAGGAGCGCGUCUGGGUUCGGAUCCUUAGUGCUGACUACACGUUUCGGACCAAGCUUUGGUCUCGUUUCGAUCCUUCAACAGGUAAAACUGAGUCUAUGGAUCCAAAAGCAAGGAUAGUGGUCCCUGAAGGUAGAUAUGGACUUCAGGCAAUUGACGCCUUGGACCCUGACAUGGUGAUUGGACAGGAAGGUGUAUAUUAUUUCCAUGACAUGAUUGUUGAAUUGACCAAGUGGGGUUUCCAAGAGGGGAAAACAAUUUUUGGGUUUGGAUAUGAUUUCCGCCAAAGCAACAGGCUGCAGGAGACAUUGGAUCGCUUAGCUGAAAAAUUAGAGGCAGUGUAUGAGGCUUCUGGAGGGAAAAAGAUAACCAUCAUAACUCAUUCUAUGGGGGGCCUUCUUGUGAAAUGUUUCAUGUGCUUGCAUAGUGAUGUUUUUGAGAAAUACGUGAACAAGUGGAUUGCAAUUGCUGCACCAUUCCAGGGUGCACCUGGAUAUGUCACAUCUACCUUUUUAAAUGGAAUGUCAUUUGUUGAUGGGUGGGAACAGAAUUUUUUUAUAUCAAAAUGGAGCAUGCACCAACUGCUUAUUGAGUGCCCAUCAAUAUACGAGUUGAUGGCUUGUCUUAAUUUUCAAUGGGAACAUCCUCCGCUUCUGGAAAUGUGGAGAGGUAGGCCUGAUGGUGACGGGAAAUCUCAAAUUAUGCUAGAGUCUUACCCCCUGGUAGAGAGUGUACAGAUUUUUAAGGAAGCUCUUGCAAAUAAUACGGUCAAUCAUAACGGUGAAGAUAUUCCCCUACCAUUUAAUAUGGAAAUCUUGAAAUGGGCUAAUGAAACACGCAAGAUCAUAUCUCAGGCGAAACUUCCUCCUCAAGUUAAAUUCUACAAUAUAUAUGGGAUGAAUCUCGAGACACCUCAUAGUGUUUGCUAUGGGAAUGAAGGAACACCUGUCACAGAUCUACAACAGCUGCGAUAUUUCCAGCCUAAUUAUGUAUGCGUUGAUGGUGAUGGGACAGUCCCAGUGGAAUCUGCUAAGGCAGAUGGGCUUAAUGCUGCCGCAAGGGUUGGAGUCCCUGGCGAGCACCGAGGAAUUCUCUGUGAGCACCAUGUAUUCCGGAUACUGAAGCACUGGCUGAAGGCAGACCAUGACCCGUACUACAACCCUGUAAACGAUUAUGUGAUUCUACCCACUGCAUUUGAAAUGGAGAAGCACAAAGAGAAAGGUCUGGAAGUAACUUCUCUAAAAGAGGAGUGGGAAAUCAUCUCAGAAUGCCAAGACGCUGAUCACAAGAAUUCUCAUUCAGCCGCCGCUGAUGAAAAGCCUGUGGUGAGUUCCAUAUCCGUUUCUGAAGUGGGAGCUGAGGCCUGCGCAACUCUUACUGUUCACCCUCAGAGCGAGGGAAAGCAGCAUGUGGAGCUGAAUGCUCUAAGUGUGUCAGUCGAUGCCUGAAUAUAAGUAACGCAUCCUCGGUUGUAUUUCAUGAAACAAUGCUCUUCUGUAUAUAUCCAUUCAUGUGCUCGGAUUCGCUUGUGUGAUUGUAACGUGUAGAUAGGAGCUGCUCAUGAAAACAGAGCUGCAUUCUUUCGUGAAUGUUGGAUAUGCAGGUGUCCUUGUAUAUAUAACAAGACCUUCAACUCAUUGGCAGAUAAUACAAUGAGUUGUUCUAACUGAUGUCAAAUGACACUUUUGUGCCUUA
Molecule: messenger RNA, 1995 nt
Organism: Malus domestica (apple)
Lineage: Eukaryota; Viridiplantae; Streptophyta; Magnoliopsida; Rosales; Rosaceae
Product: lecithin-cholesterol acyltransferase-like 4
Biological process (GO): lipid metabolic process
Molecular function (GO): glycerophospholipase activity
Source: RefSeq, a predicted model, not a curated record